Messenger RNA from Parnassius apollo (apollo), 717 nucleotides. The record is from the annotation of a GenBank genome assembly. Lineage: Eukaryota; Metazoa; Arthropoda; Insecta; Lepidoptera; Papilionidae.
AUGGAAGAAACACAGAAAGGAACGCGCAUAGGGCCGCUGCCUGGGGGUCGCCGGGGCGCGUCUGGAGCUGGCGCUGGACGCGGCAGCAUGCGGGCCGCCAGCCGAGCGCGAGGACCUGCACGAUCAUCUAGCAGCCCCUCGCAUCCAUCAUCCCCACCAGAAGGCUUGGUGUCGGCUGGGUCUUCUCGGACCCAGCAAGCGGCACCCGCCGCUGGUGGAGCACGUCGCAUGCGUUGGACAAAAUCCAUGAACGAAAACGCAUUGCGGGCGUACUAUAGGGCGAAAGGGGAAGAAACUGUAGGAAUAGCGUAUAGGUCUCGGAUGCAUUGCUUUUUUGCUGAGCUGGAGUCGUCUAUCCCCGUCACGGAACAAAACCUGGCAGACCGAGUUCGGUACAUCAUGCGCUCGAAAAUAUUUGAUGAUGCCGAACUCGAACGACUACGACGUGAGGCUAUUCCGUCGUCGAAUGAAUCGGCUAUGGCUGGAGAUGCAGCUCCACAUUCGACAGACCAGCAUCCACACGUGGAAGCCACCAUGGAUCUUCCAGUUGUGGUUGAUUCGAACGACGAUGAAAUAGUCUCCCACAAACUAGAGCAAAUGAGGAGUAUAUUGGAAGAGGCGAUUUUGGAAACGCGCAGCACCCCUCUCGAAAAUCGACCGCAACUUCCCCCGCAUACCCCUAAGCAAACGAAAUCUGGCUGUCGUGAGGGCUCUUAA